UGAAAAUCGCGAGAUACGUAUAUAUGGAAGAUAUAUCUAAAUCAGAAUCGAUUUCUAUGAAAUUUUUAAGUGAUCUCCAGAGUGAUAAGAGAAAGUAGAUAAAAAUUUCAUGGUCUUUCCAAAAUACCUUUCAUUAAGCCCCAUAUCACAAUGGUCGGUAAAAAUGUUCGAUUUGUGGGUAUUUGGGAAUGGGGAGGCCUUUGUUAUUCCUUUUGUAACACAUCGAAAUAUCCAUUACUGACCCCACAAUGUAUACUUUAUUCUAAAUCGUGAUUAAAUUCUCCGACGCUAUAGACAGAUUUGUUACAAAAACUUGCAUUACAACCUACGAUAGCUCUGCUGAAUAUGGUCGAAAUCGGACUAGAUAUGGAUAUAACCGAAAACAUUUCUUGGAUUCAUGAAUGGUUCAUUUUUCAGAGGAUUAAAACGAAAUUUGGUUUAUACAUACAUAUAAAUGUUUGGUGGGUAUCCAAAAUUAGGCCUGGCCGAACUUCAUGUAACAUUCCUAUUAUAUUCCAAUACCUGGUUCUGACCGAUCACGUUUCAGUGUGCUGGCCUUUAUCUUCGCAUUUAAAGAUGGCAUAUAAAUAAUAGUUAGUCUCUAGCCCCUAAUGCAGUGAAAUUAAUUGCAGAUUAUAAUCACCAUCAAAGUGUGCAAUGUAAUUUGGACGAGCACAGAGGGUCUUAGUUUUGUAAAUCCUUUUUUUUAUCGAUAGACUGUAGAUAAUAGAAGAAAUAAAGACGAUAUUUACAAGCACGUUAUAUUCAAUUCAUAUUUGGCAUCAGAGAACUCAACAAUGAUACGAAAAUUAAAACCAAACUGGCUAUGAAUAAAAUUUUGCUCGUUUUGUUGUUAGUUGUAAGCCUGUGCCUAAGUUCCCUUCAGGCUCAGGAUAUUUGUAAAAACCAUCAAAAUGGAGUUCUAUUGCCAUAUCCCAAGGAUUGUGGCAAAUAUGUGGUCUGCCGCGGUAGCAAGCCUCACAUUUUGAGAACCUGUCCAUUGGGUUUGCAUUUCAUUUGUUGGCUAUCGGUUUGUGAUGCCAAAGAACGCGCUGAUUGUAAUUUAAAGCAAGAGAAUCCCAUUGUAUCGGAACAGGUAUUAGAUUCUUCAACUGGUCCCUCGGGAACAGCAUGUACGAUUUCUGGAAAUUGUGCCGGAAAACCCGUAGGCACAUUAAUUAGCAAUGCAGAUUCUAAUGGAUACAUAGUAUGUCAGUGUCAGAAUGAAAUUAAAAUGUCUUGUGCUCCUGGAACUAUAUUUGAUGAAGCACUACAGACUUGCGUUCAUAAUGGUUGGGUUGGAAAUUGUGGGUCUCCAACUCCAACUCUUGCACCACCAACCCCAGCACCUCCAACUCCCGCACCUACAACUCCAACACCACCAACCACAACACCACCGACCCCACCACUACCAAGCCCAGCACCUCCAACUCCACCACCACCAACCCCAGCAACCACACCACCAAGCCCAGCACCUCCAACUCCUGCACCCCCAACUUCUUCACCUUCAACUCCAGCACCUCCAACUCCCGCACCUACAACUCCACCACCACCAACCCCAGCAACCACACCUCCAAGUCCAGCACUUCCAACUCCUGCACCCCCAACUUCUUCACCUCCAACUCCAGCACCUCCAACUCUAGUAUCCCCAACUCCCCCAACACCUCCAACUCCUGCACCUCAAAUCCCAGCAACUCCUUCCACUGGUCCCUCUGGUACUACAUGUACCAAUUCGGAAAAAUGUGUUGGACAACCCGAUGGUACAAUGUUUGCCGAUCCCAACUCCAAUGGAUACAUUGUAUGCCAAUGUCAAUGUGAAAUUAAAAGACCUUGUGCUCCGGGUACUGCGUUUAAUGAAUCUUUGCAGACUUGUGAUCACAUUGGUUGUGCGCCAGCCAUAAAAUCUGAUCACAAUCAUAACAGUUCAUGGGCUUCCAUAUUACUCGAAUUAUUGGCAAUCUUCUAUCAUGGUUUUUGUCAAUUUCUGCAAAACACUUUAUUUAAGGAAGUUAUUGCUGGUACCGGCUAUGAGCUUUCGUUACGAUUUCUGCUAUAG
This is a messenger RNA of Stomoxys calcitrans (stable fly), 2056 nucleotides long. Its product is annotated as selenoprotein V. NCBI's taxonomy places the organism in Eukaryota, Metazoa, Arthropoda, Insecta, Diptera, Muscidae. Gene Ontology annotation, cellular component: extracellular region. Gene Ontology annotation, molecular function: chitin binding. The coding region runs from base 827 to 2056 and encodes 409 amino acids. The record is from RefSeq and is a predicted model, not a curated record. The transcript is spliced from 3 exons.